Phycomyces blakesleeanus NRRL 1555(-) is the source of this 333-nucleotide messenger RNA. RefSeq lists its product as hypothetical. The transcript has 4 exons. The record is from RefSeq and is a predicted model, not a curated record. Lineage: Eukaryota; Fungi; Mucoromycota; Mucoromycetes; Mucorales; Phycomycetaceae. Bases 1 to 333 code for a protein of 110 amino acids.
AUGAGUCAUAUUCCAGGAGUAUUGUUCUUCUGGAAAGAUCCGGAAAGACCAAUUGAUAUGACACUUCUCCAGUCAGAUCAGUCCAAGAGUUUUGUCUUACUCUCAGAUUCAGCAGUAAUCAAUACUCAUUCACAACAAAGACCAUGUGAGCAAUUCUAUACUGGCAGCUGCGAUGAGUUGAUCACCUGUGUUCUGUUAAUUCACAACUUGGGCAAAAAUAUAUUUGAGCUUGUACAUAUGGUACUGCACUAUUCAAUGAACAAUCUCGAGUUGAUAUUGGUAACCAAAAUCAGAACUUACAAGCAAUCAGUAAUGGUUGACUUUUUAGGAUAA